Messenger RNA from Penicillium vulpinum, 897 nucleotides. RefSeq lists its product as uncharacterized. The coding region runs from base 1 to 897 and encodes 298 amino acids. The transcript is spliced from 4 exons. NCBI's taxonomy places the organism in Eukaryota, Fungi, Ascomycota, Eurotiomycetes, Eurotiales, Aspergillaceae. The record is from RefSeq and is a predicted model, not a curated record.
AUGCGUUUCUCGCACAAUAUACUCAACAUUUCAGUAUCAACAACAAUCAGUUCAACAACACUCAGUUCUCUAACAUCAUCCAGUUUAAUAGCGACCAAUCUAUCACCACCACCCAAUCCAUCAACAACAGCCAAAAUGCCACGAACUCUUCGUUCCAAUAAGGUAUACCCUGAUUAUACUCCCUCUUCUGGUGCCAAUAAUGUUACAAUAAAUCAGAGGUAUGAGCUCAUAGAUGAGAAUCCGAUUCCAAAGGGCCUCUUAAGCAAGGUGAUUGAUGAUUGUCACCUCGAGUUUAUAGAUGUCGGGGCGAGAAGCGAUGAAGACCCCAAUGAUCCAGAGAGAAAUAACCAUGCCAUUCUCCGAUUCACGUUCCUACGCGAGCUGACAAAGGACACCCCAUACGCACCUAGUGCCACUCGGGGAGUUAUCCUGGACUUGGAAGGUGAGCUCGCAUACGACGAGAAUACUAGUGAAGGUGUGCUUAGGAUGAGGACCUUCCGAUACGCAGGCGCGCACCAAGACGCGCUUCGCCAGCUACGCUUACGUGUGGUGAGUGGGAGCAAACUUGGGGAUGUGAUUAAUAUCAUCCGAGACAGUCGUAUGAUUCUUUGUUACUUUGAUGCCGCAGCCUCAACUAACUACUUGACUGGCUGUAGAGAUUUUGUAUCGCAACUGAUUUAUCAACUGCAUAGGAACGCAUUUUUGAAUCUUCCGACUGGUCCUGACAUUCCAGGUUACCCCGGCUCUACAACAGUUGCCCAGAGUUUCAAUUGGAGAUAUAAUAGGACUAUAGCCAACGUUGCCAGUCCUGUGGUGUAUGCUGUCUUUAACCCAGUAUACGUGCAUGUGCCCGUUCCCGGGAUCAAUUAUACUGGAACGCGUCGUGUCAUCAUCUAA